GCAGCAGCAGCAGCAGCAGAAGAAGAAGAAGAAGAAGAAGAAGAAGAAGAAGAAAAAAAAAAAAAAAAAAAAAGACGAAGAAGAAGAAGCAGCUGUUUCGCGGUUCAUCGUUAAGUUUACAGUCACGGAGGCUUUUAUCAGGUCUGGACCUGCCGCCUGCUGAUCCACAGACCAGUUUAGCUCCAGAGCUAACUAUCUACACGACUUGGUUCGGUUCGGUUCGAUUCGGUUCGGUUCGGUUCAGACAGCAGCUGAACCAGGACCAUCAGGCUCCGCCACAUCUGUGAUUAUUUUACAGGGCUAACGUCCGCCCAACAAGACUAGUUUAAGUGUCGUAAACUUCAGAAGACUCCCUGUGUUUGUGUGGGUGCAGCAGCAGGAUGGACAUAUCCAGCAGACUGGAGGUUUGGCAACAGCUGGCUGAGAACUGUGGUCUCAUCACGGUCCAGCAGGGUCUCCAGCAGGUCUGGACUCUACUGCUGCUCUGCCUGAUCUGCAGACUCUGCUUUAGACUGGGAGGUGUGUCCACCCUGAAGCAUGUAGUGUCAGUGUUGGCUGGGAUGUACAGCCUCUUCCUGUUCUUUGAGUUGCAGAUGCUGUGGGUGCUGUUGUUCAGUGCUCUCUGUUACCUCGUUCUGCUGCUCACUCAACACUCCAGUACCAGAGGCCUCUUCCUUUCGGCUGUUAUCCUCGUCUACCUCCUUGUUGGAGAGUUGCAUUUAAUUGACAUGGUGACCUGGCAUAAAAUAAGAGGCUCUCAGAUGGUGGUGGCAAUGAAGGCCAUCUCUCUGGCCUUUGACCUGGACAGAGCAGCAGUGGCAGGCCUGCCCUCCCCAGCUGAGUUCCUGGGCUAUGUUCUCUUUGUGGGCACUGUUGUGUUUGGUCCUUGGAUCAGCUUCUCCAGUUAUAAGAACGCCAUUGAAGGCAGAGAACUGAGCUGGAUGUGGCUGUGGAGUUCCUCCAUCAGCCUCCUGAAGAGUCAGCUCUGUCUGCUGGUCUCCACCUGCAUCGCCCCUUACCUCUUCCCUCUGUUCAUCCCCAUCUAUGGAAACACAGUCACAGACAAAUGGCUGCGCGCCUAUGAGAAUGCUGUGUCGUUCCACUUCAGUAACUACUUUGUGGGUCACCUCAGUGAAGGCACCAGCAUGCUGGCUGGAGCCGGCUUCACUGAAGAGAAGGAACACAUCAGAUGGGACCUGAGUGUGGUGAAGCCUCUCAGUGUGGAGAUGCCUCGCUCCAUGGUGCUGGUGGUCACGUCCUGGAACAUCCCCAUGUCCCGAUGGCUCAAAACCUAUGUGUUUAAAAAUGCCAUGAAACUGGGGACUUUUCCAGCCAUCCUGGUGACAUACACAGCCAGCGCCAUACUGCACGGUCUGAGUUUUCACCUCGGGGCUGUUCUGCUGUCUCUGGGAUUCAUCACAUAUGUUGAACAUGUUAUGAGGAAGAGGCUUGCCUCCAUCUUCAGCGCCUGUGUCCUGUCAAGACCCUGUAACUCCGGCUGCAGCCACAAGCACAAGAAGGGGUUUUGGGUGGUGGUGCUGAACCUGGUUUUCAGCUUCCUGGCCGUCUUCCACCUCACCUACCUGGGCUCUAUGUUUGACCCUGGAGUUGAUGAACGGGAAGUAGAAGAGGGUUACGCAGCGAUCCACACCAUCCAAAGGUGGUCUGACCUGAGCUGGGCCAGCCACUGGGUGGUGUUUGGCUGCUGGGUCUUCUACCGUUUAAUUCAGUGACGUGGAGCAGACACAGAGGAGGACUUCAUAGGACUGAUACAGUGGAUCUGAUGGGACUGAAGGACGAGGAUCUGCUCUAGUGCAGAGGACUGAACACACGUGUCCAGAGCUGUGAGUCAGUUCAGGAGGAAAUAUGUAGAGAGACAGUCGUUUACUGAACCAAGCAUCACUCCAAACUGAUGUGUUAAAAUCUGAUCCUGUGAGACCUCCUACUGUACUCAACCUUCACUGAGGCCUGUGGACACAUGUGAGCUUCAAGCUGUCUACUGUAUUAGUCGGUGUCCAAAAACAUUUCAGCAGGUUUAAGUAUAUAUAUUUGUGUGUGUGUGUGUGUGUGUGUGUGUGUGUGUGUGUGUGUGUGUGUGUGUGUGUGUGUGUGUGUGUGUGUGUGUGUGUGUGUGUGUGUGUGUGUGUGUGUGUGUGUGUGUGUGUGUGUGUGUGUGAGAGUGUGUGUGAGAGAGUGUGUGAGUGUGAGAGUGUGUGUGUGUGAGAGAGUGUGUGUGAGUGUGUGAGAGUGUGUGUUUUACCUACCUCCAAUAAACAAUAUUAUUCAAUAACUGAAUAAUCAUUAGAUUCAUUGAUGAUGAUGAUUAUUAUAAUGUAUAUAUGUCAUUAUAAUCUGUUUCCAUAGGGACAUGGGGCGACAGUAGAACACACACAGCACAGAGGUGGUGAUCAAUAAUAAAAACCUGAUGAAAAGCACCUGAAAAUCAGUGACCACAUGAAUGUAUUAGAGCUAACGAAUAUUACUUAUCAAUUAAUCUAUUGACUAUUUUACUGAUGAGUCGAUAAGUCUAAUUGACACUGUUGAAACAGCUCAGACUCUGCUCUAUGUUCAGAUAUUAACUCUGCUGCUGAAGAGACAUACAUGAAGUCAUCUUCACUUUUCUGUCAGUUAUAAAAUAAUAAGAUUCGGACGGGUUGUUAGGAUUAUGUUAAUAUCUUGUUUUUCAUUAGAUUUGGGUUUUUGUAAAGACCAGGAUUAACAAAGUCACUAUCAACUCAACAUAUCUGAACUGUCAGUGUAAUAAAACAUUUAUCUGACAUCAAGAUACAUGCAGUCCUCUGCCCGUCCUCCCUCCUGUCCUCUGACCUUUCUGU
Molecule: messenger RNA, 2834 nt
Organism: Seriola aureovittata
Lineage: Eukaryota; Metazoa; Chordata; Actinopteri; Carangiformes; Carangidae
Product: protein-serine O-palmitoleoyltransferase porcupine-like
Exons: 13
Coding region: 381-1733 (450 amino acids)
Biological process (GO): protein palmitoylation; Wnt protein secretion; canonical Wnt signaling pathway
Cellular component (GO): membrane; endoplasmic reticulum
Molecular function (GO): Wnt-protein binding; palmitoleoyltransferase activity
Source: RefSeq, a predicted model, not a curated record